Molecule: messenger RNA, 2926 nt
Organism: Arvicola amphibius (Eurasian water vole)
Lineage: Eukaryota; Metazoa; Chordata; Mammalia; Rodentia; Cricetidae
Gene: Cs
Product: citrate synthase
Exons: 11
Coding region: 183-1583 (466 amino acids)
Biological process (GO): citrate metabolic process; tricarboxylic acid cycle; carbohydrate metabolic process
Cellular component (GO): mitochondrial matrix
Source: RefSeq, a predicted model, not a curated record
CCUCGCCGAGGACCCUGGGCUGGGCGCCUCUGCCGGUUCGUCUACCGUCUCCCUCAGCCGCCUCCUUUCAACCUUGUCCGCCGGUUGGCGCGGUCUCCGUUGCAGCAGCGGCAGUUCCCGUCGGAGCUGCAGCGCUCUCUCUCCCCGCGUUCCUUCCCGCCAGGUCCCGGAGUUCGCCCGCCAUGGCUCUCCUCACUGCGGCAGCCCGGCUCUGGGGAGCCAAGAACUCAUCCUGCAUUGUUCUUGCUGUCCGGCAUGCCAGUGCUUCUUCCACGAAUUUGAAAGAUGUAUUGAGCAAUCUGAUACCUAAGGAGCAGGCCAGAAUUAAAGCCUUCAGACAGCAACAUGGGAAGACAGUGGUUGGCCAAAUCACUGUGGAUAUGAUGUAUGGCGGCAUGAGAGGCAUGAAGGGACUCGUGUAUGAGACGUCGGUUCUCGAUCCUGAUGAGGGCAUACGUUUCCGAGGAUAUAGUAUCCCUGAAUGCCAGAAACUACUGCCUAAGGCUAAGGGUGGGGAAGAACCCCUACCUGAGGGCCUAUUUUGGCUGCUGGUAACUGGACAGAUGCCAACAGAGGAACAGGUAUCUUGGCUCUCACAAGAAUGGGCCAAAAGGGCAGCUCUGCCUUCUCAUGUGGUCACCAUGCUGGACAACUUUCCUACUAACCUGCACCCCAUGUCUCAGCUCAGUGCAGCCAUCACAGCCCUCAACAGUGAAAGUAACUUUGCCCGUGCGUACGCAGAGGGAAUCAACCGAACCAAGUACUGGGAGUUGAUUUAUGAAGAUUGUAUGGACCUGAUUGCAAAGCUACCCUGUGUUGCAGCAAAGAUCUACCGGAAUCUCUACCGGGAAGGCAGCAGCAUUGGGGCCAUUGACUCUAAGCUGGACUGGUCCCACAAUUUUACCAAUAUGCUAGGCUAUACUGAUGCACAGUUCACCGAGCUUAUGCGUUUGUACCUCACCAUCCACAGUGACCAUGAGGGUGGUAAUGUAAGUGCCCACACAAGCCACCUGGUGGGCAGUGCCCUUUCAGACCCCUAUCUGGCCUUUGCAGCAGCCAUGAAUGGGCUGGCAGGGCCGCUCCAUGGACUAGCCAAUCAGGAAGUGCUUGUCUGGCUAACACAGCUACAGAAGGAAGUUGGCAAAGAUGUGUCAGAUGAGAAGUUACGAGACUACAUCUGGAAUACACUCAACUCAGGACGGGUUGUCCCAGGAUAUGGUCAUGCAGUGCUAAGGAAGACUGACCCACGGUAUUCCUGCCAGAGAGAGUUUGCUCUGAAACAUCUGCCUAACGACCCUCUGUUUAAACUGGUUGCUCAGUUGUACAAGAUUGUGCCCAAUAUCCUCUUAGAGCAAGGGAAGGCCAAGAAUCCUUGGCCCAACGUAGAUGCUCACAGUGGGGUGCUGCUCCAGUACUAUGGCAUGAAGGAGAUGAAUUACUACACGGUCCUGUUCGGAGUGUCGAGGGCACUGGGUGUGCUGGCACAGCUCAUCUGGAGCAGAGCCCUAAGCUUCCCUCUAGAGAGGCCCAAGUCCAUGAGCACGGACGGUCUGAUGAAGUUUGUGGACUCUAAGUCAGGGUAAAACGGGAGAUUGCGGGAAACUGACUAUAAGAAAACAAGGAAGCUUAAAAUAAAGUAUAAUUUUGUUUUGUUUCAGGGGCCUUUAAGACUUAAGAUUAACCUGUAUCCGAGGCACUGAAAAUACAUUUGAAGUUAAAAUAUAAAUUAAGACUUAAAAGAUGAAAAGCAACCCCUUCUUCCCUCACCAGCUCACUUCCCUCCCUGGUAUGAGUUGUCUACCAACUGUAGGAUGACCAGGACUAAUGCAUGUGGUCAGGUUAGAUCUGGCUACCUACCAUCUUUAGAGUGAGAGUCUGGCUCCUCUUGUUUAGGUCAAAGCAGGUUACAGAAAAGUUGCAGUCACUCUGUGAAGCUUUUGCUUCUACCCUACCAGCCCUCUGAGCCACCGAGGCCAGGGCCAGGCCCAGGCCCCUUUUGUUUCCAUAGGAAUCAUGUUGGGUGUCAACUGUGUCAAACCCUAAGGCCUUUUCCUGUGUACGCAAGCACUUCCUAGAAAGAUCUGUUGGUUAGCUGGAAAUGAAAUUGGUUAUUUGGCAACUUUUGAUGCUAUCAGUGGCCAUAAAUGGCAUGGUAUUUAUUUUACUGGUACCCAGCAUUUGAUUCUAUUUCUCUCUUUAAAUUAUACCAUUAAAUUAAGGUCUGCAAGUGUUCUGUUUCCUCCCAGACUUCCUAUACCUGCUGUGCCUCAGCUGAGGAGGCUGUCCUAGCCUCGGCUAGGGUCCUCUUAGCAGGUCUGUGAUCUGUGGUCUUCCCAGUCAUUUGGCUUUUCAGUACUUAAUGUGAACUAGGCCUUUUACUUCCAUGGAACAUAAGCCACUCUCUUCUGACCUUGGUCUCUCCUGGUAUAUGCUCUGGCACACAGAACAAGGGCUCAGGAACGACCGGCCUCUUCAUGGGCUGGUUCCAGGGGUUCCAGCCUUUCUUUUUGAACAGAAAAAUGAGUUGCGAUUGGACAUAGUUCCCUUUGAAUGUCAGCUGGACCUAGGGCUGAGGGCAUUCAAAGCAGUGAGCCGCCUUCUCACCCUGCGUCGGGGACACGUCCCUUUAUUUAUCGAUGUCACUCUCGAGCUCACAGUAUGGUGGUUAUCUUAGCAGCCCCGUUUGCACAGAUUUCCAGUGACUCAGAAGCUAUACUGCCUUUUCUUUGAGAAAGGGUUGAGAUACACUCCUGUUGUGCUCCCUCCUUACCCCAGACUCCUGCCUGCGUUUGUGUGGAACCCAAACCCCAGCACCACACUGUUGAGAUGGACACACUGUAAACCCCUGGGUAACUGUUAAGUCAUGAUGCAGACUUCAGGUUGUUCUGUAUAAAAUGAAAAAUAAUAAAUGUUUUUAUUAACAAUG